AGCUGGCACAACCGUCAGGUGGCCGUUUCAUCGCAUUUCAGCGGGCCCUGAAUAUCUCUUUAUAUCGACAGACAUUAGAAGAGAGAAAACGUGGAGAUACAACUUUCGCCGUGAAUGUGGAAAAUGAAGAGCAGUUGGAUCUUUCUGUGCGCAGUUUGCUUUUGGUCCCCAAUUCAAGGAUCAUUUCGACCCUCCUCUUCCUGUCAAUGUUAUGGUAAAGCACAGUACUGCAAAUUGGAUCAUCUGGGACUGCACUGUGUAAACUGCCAGGGGAACACAGAAGGGCGGCAAUGUGAAAGCUGCAAGGAAGGAUAUUACCACCAGAGGGCAGAAGACAGCUGUUUGCCCUGCAACUGCAACACUGCAGGUUCUCAAGGACCAGUCUGCAACAAGGAGGGACGGUGUAUGUGCAAAGAGGGAAUUCAUGGGGACAAGUGUGACCGGUGUCAUGAUGGGUCUCCAGUCACAGUCAAUGGGUGUGAGCCUUUGAGGCUAAGCUGUCGGUCGCGUUAUAAUGGCCAGUUCACAUAUAAUACAGAGGAAUGCCUGCCCUGCUUUUGUAAUGGACAUUCAAAUGUGUGCACGUCAGCUAAGGGAUACUCCAUUCACAACAUCACUUCAACUUUUGAUCAUGGACCUGAGGGAUGGCAAGCUUCCACUGCUCAGGGUGUGAGUCCCUCACAAGUGGACUUCAGGUGGUCUCCCACCCAUAAAGACCUUGAGGUUAUCUCUAAGGAGAUCUUUCCUAUUUAUCUGUUUGCUCCAGCAUCAUACCUGGGGAAUCAGGCUCUGAGCUAUGGUCAGACGCUGACCUUCUCUCUUCGUCUGGACAGAGGUGUCCGUCGUCCCUCCACCUCUGAUGUUAUGCUAGAAGGAGCAGGUCUUAAGGUGACUGCUUCACUAGGGGACUUGAGAACUGUGGUACCCUGUGGCAAGAAAAUCGCUUACACAUUCAGAUUGGAUGAACAACCUGGAAGCAAAUGGAGACCACAGCUCACAUCCACAGAAUUCCAAAGGCUUCUGAGCAAUCUUACAGCCAUUAAAAUCAGGGGAACAUUUGGUGAAAAUGGACGUGGUUACCUAGACGACGUCUCACUGGUGUCAGCUAAACUGGGCCCUGGCACCCCUGCAGUCUGGGUCGAGAAGUGCAGCUGCCCUGUCGGUUAUGAUGGACUGCUUUGUGAGUACUGUGCCACAGGAUACAAGAGGCGUUUCCCCGGCCAAGGCCCCCGAAGCCCCUGUGAUCCAUGUUCUUGUCAGGGUGGAACAUGUGAUCCAGAAACAGGAGGAUGCUACUCUGCUGAUGAGAUACCAAACCUGCAGAUGUGCCCUAAAGGUUAUUAUGUCAACCGCCAGCAGUCUAGCUCCUGUCAGAAAUGCCCAUGUCCCGAGGAUGAGGCUUGCUAUGUCAUUCCCAGAACUCAGCAAGUGACAUGUGUCCGUUGUCCUCGAGGGACUACAGGCUCUCGUUGUGAAAUCUGUGAUGAGGGUUUCUAUGGAGACCCCCUGGGAGAGUACGGCCCUCCCAAACAGUGCCAGCCUUGCCAUUGUAAUGGCCACGUGGAUCAGAACGCUGUAGGCAACUGUGACCGCCGAACAGGAGAGUGUCGGAAGUGUUUGAAUCACAGCACUGGCCCUAAGUGUGAGAACUGUGAAGAGGGAUACCACCACAGUUACUCCACAGAGCCAUGCCAGGCUUGUAACUGCAACCGACAGGGAUCUGUGUCAAAUUCAUGCAGUGAUAAAGGCCAGUGUAAGUGUAAGGAAGGAUUUGAGGGACUUAAGUGUGACAUAUCGAUGUGUCCAUCCUGCUUCAGUCCAGUCAAGAGCAAGAUCGAGGCUUAUGCACGACAGCUGCGGGAAAUGGAGGAUUUAUUCAAAGGAAUUGGAAGUGGUGAUGUUUCAGUCAAUGAUGCUGAGAUGGAACGAGCCAUUAGGGCUGCAGAGGUCAUUUUGCAAUCCCUGGAGACCAGAGCAAAUGAACUUACAAAUACAGAGAAACAGCUUCAGAAUAAGCUGGCAAGCAUUAGCAAAACCCAGCUGAGAGAGGACAGAAGCAUAGAGGUUCUGUUAAAAACAGUGGAUUCUAUUAGAAGCAAAGAUCAGCAGUAUAAGAUGGAAGUUUCUGAAAUCCAGAAACUCAUCAGUGACAUCAGGACACAACUACAACAGGCCAAACAGGACAUCCAGCAGGCUGAGUUUCCCUCAGGUGAUGCGGAGGCAGGCACGGACACCUUGUCUUAUUUGGUUCAGAGAGCUGCUGAUCUCGCCAAGCAGCACCAAGGUGAGGCAGUGACGGUAGAGACUAUCGCAGCCAAUUCUUUGUCAGAGUCUGAGAAAGCCCUAGAUCUCAUACGUGGUGUCAUUGGCAGAGAAAAUAAGGUCAAAGACGAAGUCAGGGGCCUCAAGAGACAGUAUGAAGCAGAUGUAACUAAAGUGAGUGGCAUAGAGAGAAAGGCCAUUCAACUGAAUGAUGCAGCUGAAAAGGAGAGCAGACUGGCCCAGAACAUGCUGAAACAAUUAUCUGACCAGGAGAAGAACCUUCCAAAGGCUCUGAAGAAGGACAUUGCUGGUGUGGUUUCCAAGUUUGAUCAUCUAAAGGAUAUGGUGGAGGGGAAUUUAACAGCAUAUCAAGACUUUCAGAAAUACAUGCUUACUGAACAGAAAGAGACAGCUGAUCUGUUCAACCAGAACAAGUAUUUCCAACAGGUUCAAGACCAGCUUCUUGCCAGAGCAAAUGGUGCUGAAGCCCUCAAAAAUUCAUCUCUGGACAUCUAUGCAAACAACAUAGACAGCUUGGAAAAAACACUUGAGAAACUCAAAGGAUUUGAUGACCAAGUCAAUAGUAAUAAGGAUCUGGCAGAUGCAGCCAUUAGAAAACUGCCUACUAUCAACGCUACCAUUCAGAAAUCCAUAGCUGACAACAUUAAGACUCAGGACAUCCUGGAUGCAAUGUCUGGUCACUACAGAGAUGCUCUGGAUACUAUCGAUGCUCUUACAAAUACUGCACCCAAAUUGGAGGAAAUGUCUGGCUCCCUUCCAUCCUCUUCUGAUGUUUUGGAAACUGCUACUAAACUGAAAAAGGACUUGGAUGGACUGAAGACGGAGGCAUCCAUUACUAGGGACAGACUGAAUGAAGAGAAAAACAAUGCAAAGACACAGAUAACUCAAGCAAAAGAAGCUGUCAUGAAUGCUACGGGAGCACUUGACAAUGCAAAGAAUGCCAGGGAUGCUGUUAGUGACACUUUAAAAACAAUUAAUGAUAUUAUGGGUUCACUGGGAUCACCUGGCAUAGUUAAUGAAAAACGAGUAACUGACCUAGAAAGUGUAGUAGCUAGAAGCCGCAGUCGUGUGGAGAAGGAACUGAGGCCCAGACUCAAGGAGCUGGAGGAGAAAGAAGCCCAACAGAGAACCACCAUCGCGAACAUGAUCAAUGACAUUGACACCAUCCUGGCAGACAUCGCCAACUUAGAGGAGGUCCGUAAAAGCAUUCCUGAGGGCUGUUAUAACAUACCACCUAUUGAAAGGCCUUAAUGGCUUACUGUAAUGUAGGAUCAAAGCACAAAGUUAUACAGUUUAAAGUAGCAAAUGUGCUAUGAAUACUGACACUACUGUACUUUUAAAGUAGUGUUUUUUUUAUUUCCGGCCAUAAAAGAUUUUGUACUGAUGUGUGAGAUUGUUCUAGUAUUUAUUUUUUUGCUUGUGUAGAAUGUUUUUUUUUUUUUGUUUUUUUUAUUAAAAAAUUAUUACUGUGAAGUUUGAAAUGACGUAAAUGAGAGUAAAUGAGUAGUUGCAUUUGGGUAAUUAAUAUAUAUAUAUAUAUAUAUAUAUAUAUAUAUAUAUAUAUAUAUAUAUAUAUAUAUAUACCACAUAUUUAAUUUGAUUGUCCCAAAUAAAAAGUUACAUCCAGUUACUACUAUUUCUAUUUCAGCAUCUAGUAAAAUAAUUAUUUUAAGUCAGAAAGAAAUGCACAACUAACAAUUUCAUUAUUGUGUAUUCUGUUUUGUUUUAAUUAAAUUCAGUAUUGACGUAAGGGCAUGAAUUGUUGUCAUGGCAGUAUACUGUUUCAGUGUUUGAAUGCUUAUUGAGUAGCCACUAUAAAGUAGAAAUAUAUUCAUAUAUAUUCUGAUUAUGCAGACACACUUAUACAUGCUUUUCAUUAGAGACAACUACUUUAAAAUAAAUAAAUAAUGAAAAGAAUAAAAUAACUUUGAGGGCCUAAAAUUAAGAUCUACAGUUUUAGCAUCUUAAAAACAGAGGCCUAACUUAAAAUCUUCACACAUGUUUUUUUUUUUAUGUAUACAGUGAGGUUAAAAUAAUUCAAUCUCAAUAACAAAAAUACAACAGAAAACAAUAUCAUCAACAACAUCCAUUUUGUUGCUAAUAAUUUUGAAUGAAGGCAUGAAGAUUGCAGGGAAGCCAUAAAGAUUGUGAUGAAGUAGAAAAGAAUACAGAAUGCCUAACCCAUGAAAAAACAUAAAAUAUAUGUGGUUUAUUUCACAUAAUCCUUUUAUUUUUGAAUUUAUAUAGAGAGUAAACACUAACCAGUCUUGAGGUUAAGUAUCCUAGUGAUUCCUGACACAUCAGUUGCUAUGGUUACAUAAUGCUUAUGAAACAAAAAUAAUUCAGUUCAUUUCAUACAAACAGUGAGGUAUUAAUGUGCAUUUAACAAUUGUUUCUAUAUGUUAGAGGAGUAUAAUCCAUUCAAAAAUGAGUUAUAAUGGAGUUAUUAUAUUUCUUGCUUUUUCUUUGAUAAUGUCCACAACCAACAACAAAUCAGCUACAAUAAACCUAGUCUUAGUGUACAGUUUUAUUUGAAUCUCAGAAUUUUAGUAAGUUUUGUAUUUGUAAAGAUCAAUAUUUAAACAAAUAUUUUUUUUUUAUUCCAUUAAUGAAAGUCUCAGGGUUCAAACCUGUCAGAGUGAAUAGAAUUAAACCAUGUUUCACAAGAAGCUUCAAUCAUAUAUUAUCUCUUUAUAACAUGAAGCAAUUCUGCUCAAGAUAUUCAAAGUGAAUUAUGUAAUAUAAACGUAAUUAUUGAAUGCCAGUUAUUCCUUGUCGUCAAAUAACAGCAAAAUAUUGUAGAAAAUUAACACUGUUGUUUGAAAAGGUUGUGGAAGAUGUGCAGUAGAUUGAACUUUUAUCUGACAGUUUGACUCAUUCUUUAUUUUAGAUUAUACAACAUAGGUCCGGUCUUUGAGUUUGAUUGGCUAUAACAGCACUUGGACGCUUUACUAUUUGUAUCAGUCCACUUGUCAGUGUUCGUGGCUUUUCAGGUAGUGUGGGGAUUUGAAUUCACUGCUAAUUUAUUUUAUUUUUUUCACUGAUUAAUUCAGUGACCAGUUCUGCAAACUAGAUAUUUUCACCAGUAGAUGAUGACAAAUUAGUGUCUUUUGUAAUGCAAGUUAGGCAUUGAAUCAACACCGAAUUGUUCACAAUGGAAGUGAACAAGAAUGAUUAAUUUACAUAGAAGAUUAAUUCAGAACACCGAUUCGGCCACGAACGAAACACCACUAGUAGUUCUGAGACCAGUGCAGAGACAGCAGUUAUUUGUGAUGCUUUGGCUUCUUUUGGAACUAUUUAUGCUGGCGGAAAAGAAAUGUAUGAACUACCUGGUCAAGUUUUGUUUGAAACAUAAGUUAUAUACAAUUAUGUAUUGUUUGUUAACUGUUCUAAUAAAGCUAAAAUCGUGCUAUUGG
This is a messenger RNA of Myxocyprinus asiaticus (Chinese sucker), 5699 nucleotides long. RefSeq names its product laminin subunit gamma-2-like. The record is from RefSeq and is a predicted model, not a curated record. Gene Ontology annotation, molecular function: extracellular matrix structural constituent. Lineage: Eukaryota; Metazoa; Chordata; Actinopteri; Cypriniformes; Catostomidae. The transcript is spliced from 22 exons. The coding region runs from base 115 to 3534 and encodes 1139 amino acids.